This is a messenger RNA of Brassica napus (rape), 1486 nucleotides long. RefSeq names its product pre-mRNA-splicing factor syf1 homolog. The transcript is spliced from 2 exons. Bases 440 to 859 code for a protein of 139 amino acids. The record is from RefSeq and is a predicted model, not a curated record. NCBI's taxonomy places the organism in Eukaryota, Viridiplantae, Streptophyta, Magnoliopsida, Brassicales, Brassicaceae. Gene Ontology annotation, cellular component: post-mRNA release spliceosomal complex; U2-type catalytic step 2 spliceosome; Prp19 complex. Gene Ontology annotation, molecular function: protein binding. Gene Ontology annotation, biological process: generation of catalytic spliceosome for first transesterification step; mRNA splicing, via spliceosome.
AGAAUUUUUUGACCGUAUUUUACUUGUGAAUUAAUCAUUUACUUGAUCUACGUAAUAAUGGAGAGAAAUAAGUAACAAUAAAUUUCAUAUUGUGCACUUAAGAUUCAAACUACCAAUCAACCCAAAAAUCCAUUUCAGCAUCAACACAAAAGCUCCAGUAUUACAGACACACCAAAGUCACCAAUCACACGAGCUUACAUCAUUUCUCUCACCUUUCGUCAGGCCAGGAACAUGAAGAAAUGAAAUGGGCCUUCUCAACGUUCGGCUACCUAGCUAGUGAUGUGCAACUGUGCAAGUGAUUGGUUUCGUAAAACUAACCAAUCGGUCACUAGAAAUCAGUACGUAAUCUCUAAUCAGGAAGAUACUCAACUACGCUUUCCUCCUCGAGGAGAAUAAGUACUUUGAAGAUGCGUUCAAGGUUUAUGAGAGACGCGUCAAGAUGUUCAUAUAUCCUCACGUCAAAGACAUUUGGGUAACUUAUCUUACAAAGUUCGUCAAGAGGUAUGGUAACACAAAGCUGGAGCGGGCUAGAGAGUUGUUUGAACAUGCUAUCUCAAUGGCUCCAUCUGAUGCUGUGAGGACGUUAUAUCUACACUACGCUAAGAUAGAAGAGGACUACGGUCUGGCCAAGCGAGCCAUGAAGGUUUACGAGGAAGCAACCAAGAAGGUUCCAGAGCUCCAGAGGCUGGAGAUGUAUGAGAUAUACAUUUCGAUAUACGAGCAAGCGAUAGAGUCUUCUGGUCUCCCACACAAUGACGUGAAGAUCAUGUGCAUACAGUUCGCAGAGCUGGAGAGAAGCUUGGGAGAGAGAGAUCGACCGUGCUCGUGCAGUCUACAAGUACGCCUCUCAGUACGCUGAUCCAACGGAGUUCGAGGUGCAGCACGGGAACGAGGACACGUACAGAGAGAUGCUACGGAUCAAACGGAGCGUUUCCGCCAGUUACAGCCACACUCAUUUCAUUCUGACGGAGAACAUGAUGCAGAGGGACAAGAUGGUGGACGUGGAGGAGGCGAAAGAUGAGCCGAAGAAGGCGGGUUUGCCGGAUGACGAGAUGGCGGCGCUGGAGAGGCAGCCCAUGGCGGCUCCAGUGUCUACCACGGUUGGUGGGAGAAGAGUUGGGUUUGUGAGCGCGGGGGUCAUCUCACAGUCUGGUGAGAAUGAGGCCAGUGGCUGAAGAUAUUGAGCUUCCGGAAGAGAGUGACGAUGAGUCUGAUGGGGAAGAAAGAGUAGAGAUUGCUCAGAAGGUAGUCCCUGCUGCUGUGUUUGGAGGACUUGCAAGAAAGAGAGAGGAAGAAGAAGCUGAGGAAGGUGGUGAGAAGACUCUGGGUGCGUUAGAGAGGAUAAAGAGAUGGAAACUAGCUCAGUAAUUAAAAAUCAUGUAGACAAAUUACUCUUUGUGUCAUGAGAAAUUUUGUAUUUUUUGUUUUCGUCUCUCACAGUUCCACCCACCGAGUAAACAACAUCUUGAAUCUGUUUAUGCAGCCU